AUGCCUGCACUACCCCGACAUUCCGCCGGCGGUGCAGGUUCGGCGCUGUCUCCGCCCAAGUUAAUUCACAUGUACGAUGAGUUUAUUACCAAGAACUCGGGUCAGGUGUCGCAGAUUGAGUCGGCGCUUCGUUCAUUGACGUACAUCAUCCCCGGCCGCUUUCGUGACGCAGAAAUUGCAUCGGAAACGUUGCACUCUGGUGUGCAGCUUCUAUCUCUCUAUCAUGACAACCUGCUUUCGCGCGCCGCCUCUACGAUAUCGCGCGGCCCAGGCAUCAAACGCCCGCCCUCCCCGCACACGCGAUACACGCGAUACUGGACGCAGCGAAGCGGAUUAUACCGGCGGAUUGCGCUCCUGUUGCAAAUGGUGCGAUACACAGAACUGCUGGUCGAGAUGGCGGCAAACAGGAGGGGUGGGGAGAACGGACGGUGGAGAGUUGUGGUGCUUCUCGAAUUCAUCAAGGCCGUGUGCCGGCUUUUGCUCCUGCGUAUCACGAGCUCGCGUCCAAUUUUGUCGCCCAGCACGUCGGCGACCUCGCCUUCCUCAGUAGCGUCAUCGACCAAGUCGGCACAUGAAAGGGAGUGGGUCAUGCCGCGGACAGGCAUGUCUCUGCCCUCGCUCCCCACAGCGUCGGACAUCACAUCAUACCUCCUUUCAAGAGUGCUCACCCCGGAUGACAUCAAGCCCGCUACCAAGCUCCUCAACCAGCUACGCGGCUCGGGCCAGGCUGCGGAGGUGCUCCAUAUAUUAGCGCCGCUAGUAUACGCCACGUGCCUCGCCCUCUCCAAGGCAUCGUCGCCAGAGGCGAGAAGACGGGCAUGGGGCCCUUGGCUAGCGGGCUUCGCUGUCGAGUACGCGGCGAGGCAACUCCGCGAUAAAGGCCUGCGGACAACGGCGCUAGAGAGAGAUGAAUGGCGCAGGAGGGGUUGGUCAAUGGGCUGGUGGGCUAUGAGGGGACCCUUUUACGAGUCCGUGGUUAAAGGUGUAGUUGAAGGCGUUAGGAAGAGGGUACCGGGCGUCAUCGGUGGCAUCCUUGAAGAUUAUGAGUACCUCUGGGAGAACUACUACUUCAGCACUAGUGACUAG
This is a messenger RNA of Parascedosporium putredinis, 1086 nucleotides long. NCBI's taxonomy places the organism in Eukaryota, Fungi, Ascomycota, Sordariomycetes, Microascales, Microascaceae. The record is from the annotation of a GenBank genome assembly.